AUUUGAUUAAGGCGCAUAUGAGUUUUGAUCAUACAGAUGUUCGGUAUACAAUAUAAGAUUGUACGUUACAAUAACACACUUCAAGAUGGCAAGCAAUGUGAAUUCAGAACUUGAAUCGGAUACAAGAGGAGGCAUUUCAUGGACAACUUUUAAGAGGUCACCAGGUGAAUCUAAAAAUGGUUAUUUUCUAUGUAGAAACUGUGGAUUCGAGAUUAUCCAUGUAACAAAGAUAGAAAAGGAAAUCCGAUUUAUAUUGCAUGGUGAAUACAUUAGAGCAUUGGAUCAAGGAAACGCUAAACUGGGAAAUAAAGUAGAAAGACUCGACACAUUCAUGAAAGACGACUUGAAGUGCAAAAAAUGUGAAAAGACAGUUGGGUUUUCUAUUGAAUUUGUUGAAAGAGACACAGCAAACGUGACUUUCAUGUUUCUUCUUAAAAGAAAGGAACUUGUUUACGAAAAUGAUUCACUGUCAUGUAAAAACUGUAGAUGCGCUGUUGAUAAAGGAGAUUCUUCAAUUGAUUCGGUUUAUCCUUUGCGUUUUGUAUCUGGUAAAAUAUUGUUGAAACCAAUACAGAAUGAAAAUGGGACAUUUUAUGAUGUUAAAGCCUGUUCGGAUGUUUGUCUCGAAUAUUAUCGGGAUGUUCACGGCGACGAAAAGAUGUUUCUGUUAGUGUGUGUUCAAUGCAUUGCUCCCAUAGGAUUGAAAAUUGUUUCAACAGACGAAAAAGAAAAGUCAUUUGUUGGAUAUAUUCCGGACAAUUUGAAUCAUGACUAUGCAGUUGAGGAAAUCAAAGACCGAUGUGCAUUUAUUCAGCUUAAGAAUGAACAUAAAGAUGACAUGGCAAUCAGCUCCAUUGAUAGUGCCACAUCAACACCUUUCAAACAAGAUGAACUUUAUUUACUAGAUAACAUUAGCACAGUUGAUAGUGCAACACCACCAGCUUCAACAUCACAUUCCCAAAGAGAAGUCUCAGAAUUUGAAAAUAGAACAAUUGCAUUUGGAUAUAACAAUAUAUCAACCACUAUAUGA
Molecule: messenger RNA, 1030 nt
Organism: Ruditapes philippinarum (Manila clam)
Lineage: Eukaryota; Metazoa; Mollusca; Bivalvia; Venerida; Veneridae
Exons: 14
Coding region: 86-1030 (314 amino acids)
Source: RefSeq, a predicted model, not a curated record